Molecule: messenger RNA, 402 nt
Organism: Hibiscus syriacus
Lineage: Eukaryota; Viridiplantae; Streptophyta; Magnoliopsida; Malvales; Malvaceae
Product: serine/arginine-rich splicing factor SC35-like
Exons: 1
Coding region: 1-402 (133 amino acids)
Molecular function (GO): RNA binding
Source: RefSeq, a predicted model, not a curated record
AUGGGAAGUGCGUGGAAGACCAGAAAGGAGCUAAAUCUCUUUUCGAUUUUUGUUAGCAAUGUUAGUAAAAGGAUUCAUGUUCCAACUCUUAAGGAUGCGUUUCAGGCGUAUGGUGAUGUCCAAGAUGUUUUCAUCGCUUAUAACAGUAGGAAAAGAUUAGAUGCAAGUUCCACUUUUGCGUUUGUUAGAUAUAGAAAGAAAUCGAAAGCAAAUAAUGCAGUGCUUAGAGCUGAUGGGAGGAUAUUGGAUGGCUUUAAGAUUAGGGUUUUUCAUGACAAAGUGGUUGAUAGCUAUUAUCAGAAAGGGGAUUAUCAGAAAGGGGGUCAAGUUAAUAAUGUCAAGAAAGUUUGGAAACCAACCAUUAGAGAUGCAAGAUCAUUCAAGGACUUGUUGGGGGGUUGA